GCUAGACGUGAGAGACUGAGAGACAGUCAAUAAUUCUAGUGUUUAUUUUCCAGUAUCUGAAAAAUCUAUUGAACCCUUACUGUAUGUUUAAAAUAUAAUGUUCUUCAUAGUAAAUAAAUCCUCAAGGCUUGAAGAAUGGUUCCAUAUGGGAUGGAAAAGAAAUAAUAGCUGUCUGUGGGGAGAAAACAGAAUGUUGAUAGAGAGAGAAAUGAUAGAGAGAGAGGGGAUGUGUGUGUGUGUGUUUGUGUGUGUGUGUGUGUGUGAGAGAGAGAGGAAGAGAGAGAGAGAGAGAGAGAAAGAGAGAGAGAGAGAAGUCAUGUCAAACUUUGACAACAUGCAUGACAUCAGAGGUUACCUCCCCCAAGCUUGUCCACUAUGAGAUGGUCUGGUCACAAGCAAAACCUCUCAAAAUCCUGCCAUAAUAUGCACAGCCUUUUCCAACACACACACACACACACACACACACACACACUUGUAUACGCACACUCUCAGGCACAUGUGUGAACACUGAAUUAUAGUAAAGUGAAAGAGGGUGUGAGACACGCCUCAGAGCUGGGCAGACCUUUCCUGGAGAGGAAUCCGAGCAGACGACGGUGGACAGCACUGAGCUUUACUGACCCACUGAAUGAAAGGAACAGCAUGUCAGUCUUCCUGCUCCUCCUCAUCCUCAGUGAGGUCCUGCUCCCUAACCUCACCUGCGCAUCCAGAGUGCGCAGGCAGACUACAAAGGUUCGGAUCAGUGCUAUAGGAGACACCAUCAUGCUGAAGUUCCUUCAGCCACACAUGGACACUAAGCUGGAGGGCUACAUCCUGGGCUACGGCAGCAACUUGUUCUCCAAGCAGUUCAUCCAACUCCCUGAGGAUGGGGAACCUUAUGAAACUGAAAUCGACGCUGAGCCAAAAUAUCUAGUUGCAGUACAACCAGUCAAAGAAGAAGAGGUGAAAAAACAGUGCGCAGGGAAGGAGACUCUGGAGAGGCCUCUGCAUCUGGUGAUUGGCUCUGUGACCCCGACCUCAGUUAUGCUGUCCUGGGGCACACUGCUAAAUACCCUUUCCAGUGAAACCAACCUGGACGACUGCAUCGAGGACGGUCACUUCACCGUGCGCUACAGGGAGAAGGAGCCCAAAAAGAAGUGGAACUAUCAGACAUGCCCCACCACAGAAACAAUCAUUGACCGACUCAAACCAGACACGCCAUAUGAGUUUGGGGUCCGAGCAGAGUCUGGAAAUAUCAAUGGAGCCUGGAGCCCUCCAGUAAUCCACAACACAGCUGACGAUAUAGACAUUCAUGAACCAGUGAAGCCUGAGAACUUUCCCAGACCUAAAAAACCCGUCACCGAAAGCUCUCAAACUUUCUCCCCCUCGGUGCCUCUUCUGUACAGCGUGACUCAGAGCAGACCAGCGUCCCUCCUCAGACCCCCACCAUCCUCUCCUACACAGAGGGUAACUCAAGUAGAAGAUAUAAGCAAUCAUAAAACAUUAAAGCCUGAGAACUUUCUGGGUUCUAAGGUAAGUCUGUCAUACGCAGUAAGUUACUUUCCACCUCUCUCUAUGUUUCUUUCUCUUGUCUUUUCUCUUUCCCUCUCGUUCCUGUUUUUCUUUAUAAGUCUAGACGUCUCUCUCCUACAGAAGCCCAUCACCGAAAGCCCUCAAGCUUUCUCCCCCUCGGUGCCUCUUCUGCCCAGGGUGACUCAGAGCAGACCAGCUUCCCUCCUCAAACCGCCAGCACCCUCUCCUAUACCGAGGGUAACUCUGGACAUUCAUAAACCACUGAAGCCUGAGAUCUUUCUAAAGCCUGAGAAGCCCAUCACCGAAAGCCCUCCUGCUUUCUCCGCCUCGGUGCCUUUUCUGCCCAGUGAGACUCAGAGCAGUCUGACCUCUGACAUCAGAAACCCAGCAGCCCCUCCUACACAGAGGGUAAUUCAAGUUACAGACAUUCAUAAACCACUGAAGCCUGAGAGCGUUCUGAGACCAAAGAAACCCGUCACCGAAAGCCCUCAAACUUUCUCCCCUUCGGUGCCUCUUCUGCCCAGGGUGACUCAGAGCAGACCAGCUUCCCUCCUCAGACCCCCAGCACCCUCUCCUAUACCAAGGGUAACUCUGGGCCAAGACAUGCCUUCACCAUCUGCUUCUGUGGCAAGAACUUCAGCACCUACAGUAACCAAGCGUGUCUCUCCAGUCUCAGUUCUUAAUCCAAUAAGGUUGCCUCCUACCUACUCAAACACCUCUGUCAGGACUGCACCGGCAUCCCAUAAUGAGAAGCAUAAGGGGCAGUUAUGGGACAAACCUAUCAAGAGACCUAGAAAAGAGCCUGAUUUAAAUGAAAUCAAGAAGCAGAAAAACAAGGUGCCCAAAAAUGGGGGUAAAGGUAAAACUCACGAUAAAGUAGUUGAUCUGAAGGUGGUGGAUGCACUACCAUUUCAGAAACCUUCAGAUGCUCCUCCUACCACAGAACUCUAUCAAAAGCCAACACCUGCAACCACACCAUUUUUUGCCUUUAACGGUAGCAGGUAUUACAUGGGGGACAACUCAUCUGUAUUCAGUUCUGUUCCUGUCUCAGAGGUGGACCCAAUGGGAAAGAAACGCUUUGUAGCACCUCAUGUGAUCUAUCAGAUAGACAAGCCUCCAGAGCAGCCAUGUUCCGUCACGCACUCUCUCAGCUUCUUCCCUGAUGAGGAGAAUGGUGUAGCAAACAUCUCAGGCCCACCCAAGACCCCGCCCACCAACGUCACUGUCGUUACUGUGGAGGGAUGUCCCUCAUUCGUCAUAGUCGAUUGGGAGAAAACAGACAACGAGACGACCGAAUAUGAAGUCACUUCCUCUGUUAUAAAUCCAAAUGGACAAGUCGUAUCUGUUGUAAAAACCAAUCAGACACACGCAGCUGUGGAGAACCUGAAACCCGAGAGCAGUUACGAGUUCACCGUGACGCCUAAGAAUGAGCUCGGUUCAGGACCUUCCAGUGAGCCGGUAUCCUUCAGCACCGAGUCGGCGGACCCUCGGGUGAGAGAAGUCCAAACUGGUAAAAAUGCCAUCUGGUCUUCAUUCUCAUUCGACGCAGACUCCUUUUCUGAGUGCACUGGAACCCAAUAUGUGAAACGUACAUGGUAUCGCAAGUUUGUGGGAAUUCAGCUGUGCAACUCACUCAGAUACAAGAUCUACCUAAGUGAUUCACUAAAAGGGAAGUUUUAUAACAUUGGGGAUGAGACUGGAUACGGAGAGGAUCAUUGUCAGUUUGUUGAUUCCUUCCUGGAUGGACGGACUGGAAGCCUGCUGCCACCACACCAACUACCACUCAAACAAGGUUAUUUCCGGUCCAUACGCCAGGAACCUGUGAAGUUUGGCAAGAUUGGUGGUAGAACCCAGAUCAACUAUGUAUCCUGGUACGAGUGUGGAGUCCCCAUUCCCGGGUCAUGGUAGGACCCCUGAAGCUCUCCGAGGACGUGCCCGAUUAGAAUAUAUACUGUGCGAGAGAUGACCAAGCAGACAGUGUAUAAAGAUGUACAGAAAGGGGGGGAAAAAAGUUAAAGAAAAAGGUUCUAUCGAGUGCUAUCUGCAGUAUCUAAUGGCACAUAUAAUGCUUCAUACUAUUUAUAUGCAAAAAAAAUUUAUCAGACAUUUAGUGAAAUCGCAGAGUUUAUGAAAGUACGGGGUAGCAGGCUCCCUGAAUGUUUAAAACGUGUAUAUUAUUUAUCAUGAGGCUGGGGAUAACAUACAGUAAUUUCCUGGUGAUUGGCAAAACAGAUGGCAUAAGCAUCGAGAGGAAAUGGGUCAUACUGUGCAGCUGUUUAAUAUACAAACUAAAGCAUGGGCACCUGAGAUGGAAUUUUACGCAUUAGGUCUAAUACAUGUAAUUUUCCAGAAUCAAGCGAGUUAGAAAAUAGUUUCAAUAAAGUUUUGCACAAUGCAAGUGUAGCUCAUUUGGCAAAUACAGGUAUAUAUGUGUAUAUAUGGCAACGGUGACUUAAGCACUCAUUAGUAUUGUGUUUUGUAGCUUUUGAGAUGAAUUAUUACAAGGUGUUAACACAAAGAUAAUGUAUGUUGAUUUAUACCUGAUCAGUUGGAGAUUUACAAUCCAAGUUUAUUGCAACGUUAACGCUAUUUUUUUUUAAGCGAAUGCUACGAAAUGUAUUACUUUUAUUGCAGAAUAUUUUGCAGUUUCUAUGUGAAGAUGCACAAGGAAAUAAAUAUUUUUCUCUGGAUCUUUACACCAGUUGCAUUAAUCACACAGAGUACACCCUCGCGAAUGCAACCCAUUUAAGAGAGGGUUUGAAUUGCGUCGCUUCACCUUUUAAGCAUGCGGAAUCUAACAGACGUUGCAGGAAACGUGUGGAACAUCCCCGUUGCUAUUUCACCCAAACAGAAAAAAAAAAUCUAAAC
Molecule: messenger RNA, 4377 nt
Organism: Ictalurus furcatus (blue catfish)
Lineage: Eukaryota; Metazoa; Chordata; Actinopteri; Siluriformes; Ictaluridae
Gene: abi3bpa
Product: target of Nesh-SH3
Exons: 28
Coding region: 640-3417 (925 amino acids)
Biological process (GO): extracellular matrix organization; positive regulation of cell-substrate adhesion
Molecular function (GO): protein binding
Source: RefSeq, a predicted model, not a curated record